CUCUCUCUCUCUCUCUCUCUCUCUCUCUCUCUCUCUCUCUAAGAGGGACUCAUGGGGUUAAACGCACAGAGCCCUGGCGCUUAGAGCGUCCACAGAAGCUGAGGAAGGGGGAGGUGUGGCAAGAGAAGCCACCUUCCUGCCCCCGCCCCUUUCUCUGAGAAACGUGGAGGAGUUUGGGAGGCUGCAGCAGAGGGGCUCAGGGUGCCUUGCAAGGGCUGCUGGGAGCAGGUGAGUCGAAGCCGAAUGGAUGCCUGGGUGCAGGAGCAGCAGGGGGGAGGGGAUAGAGCCAUAGCUGGGGGGGGGGGAGCCCAAAAUCCAUGGCUGCAGAGAGAGAGAGAGAGGCACUUUCAAGAUCAAAAGGGUGCAAAUGUUGCUGUGCAUAUAGAUGAGGCCCAUUUAUUGCUCCUUCCCUCACCCAAAACCAGGGGUCAGCAACCUUUUUCAGCAGGGUACCGGUCCACUGUCCAUCAGACCAUGUGGGGGGCCGGACUAUAUUUUUGGGGGGGAAAUGAACGAAUUCCUAUGCCCCACAAAUAACCCAGAGAUGCAUUUUAAAUAAAAGGACACAUUCUACUCAUGUAAAAAAACGCUGAUUCCCGGACCAUCCGCGGGCCGGAUUGAGAAGUCGAUUGGGCCACAUCUGGCCCCCGGGCCUUAGGUUGCCUACCCCUGCUCUAAACAGCCCAAUCAAGGGCCUGGGCAAACCUGUUUCUAGGUUAAUGUCAAGGUGCUGGUUCUUUCCUUCAAAGCCCCACAUGCCCUAUCUGGUUUCCUCCAGAUGUUCCAUUGGCUGGAGCCCACCCACAUCUGGAAUAUGCGCCAGGUCCACCAAGGCUGGUGUCACCAAUUGUAGAGUUGGAAGGGACCCUCAAGGGUCAUGCAAUCCAACCCCCUACCAAGACCCCAUCGCAUAUUUCUUCUGAGGGAAGCUGACUCCGCUUCCAGCAAAUAGAUUGCCCUUGGUGAAAUCAGGCACAGAACGCUCUGUGGAGCCACCCAGAACCUGUGGGAUUCAUUGCCACAUGACAAUCUGUUGGAGCAAGAACAGCAGGACGUCAUGUGGCACCUUAAAAGGUGGCCAAAUUUACUGCAGGCAUUUGUUGAUUUGUUUAAGGUGCAGUGAGCUGCUUUGCUGUGCUUGACAACAUGAGAGUUGCCCUGCUGGAUCUGACCAAACAUAAAAGGCCCAUCUACUGCAUCCUGUUCUUCAUGUGGUCAACUGGGAAGCUUGUUAGGGGUUGUCUCCUCCCUGCCUCCGAUACUGAGUAACGCUUACAAUGUUUGGGGCUGUUUAGUUUAGAAAAAAGGCAAGUAAUGGGUGUGAGGGAUGGUAGAGGUUUGUAAGAUUGUUCAUGGUGUAGAGAAAGCAAACAGGCAUAUGUUUUUCUCCCUCUCUCAUAAUAGUAGAAUUUGGAGCCUUCCAAUGUAGCUGAAUGUUGGAAGAUUCAGGACAGGCAAACCCCGCUUAGAGCUCCACUCUCGGCAUUUCACAAAAGCUCUAAUUGUUAUAUUGUCCUUUUAAUUAUCCACUCAUUAUUUAUUGCUGCACUGUGCAAAUAUUUGUUGACUGUAAGAACCUGUCCUAAUAUUAUAUUUUGCAUGCAACUUUUAUACCUUUAUGAUAGAUUUAGAUCACUAUCGCAUUGCAUAUAAAUAUCAGUGUUUGUAGAGAAUAAAAUAAUUUAAAAAUUGCACUGUGCUCUCAUUAAAGCUCCUUUUUUCUUUUUGCAUCUUGUUAUCACUGAAGAAGCAGUAUCAAAGUGCAAUAUCAGUAAGAGAAGAUGCACACACAAUAAAAACAGACUGUAAGAAUGGCAAACAAAUUCCAAAAAUAAUUGUUCAUGUUACUGACUUACAGACCCCAACAAAAGUACAUAGCUUUGCAUUUUCCUGUAUUUUAUUGCACCUAAUACUUUAUAAAUAUACAUUUCCCCAUAAAACAAAGAUAAUGUUGCUUUCCUUCCAACAAGCUCUGUCAAUUUUACCGUAUAUGCUAUUUCUCAUGUUUUGGUUAUCUCAUUUCCCACUCUCAGGGUAUCCCCCCUCCCAAUUGUGGCAGAUUGUUGUAAACAAGCCUCAAUUUAUUUUUUAGUCCUGGAAGCACAGCUAGGAAUAAAGAUGGAGGAAGAGAAACCUUCUGCAGCUGAACCAGAAGACAGCUCAGUGGCAGAAGACGGAGACAUCCAUGUUGUCCAGGGUGGGACUGUCUGUGAGUUUCUGACUGGGGAAAGUCCUCCACGAGUUAAGCAGGAGCCCGAGGAGGGACUGCAGCAACGCUGGGAGAGCCAAUGGCAGGAUUUCCUAAAGACAGUAGAGUCACCCCCACAAGAGAGGAGCAGCUCCCAGCAGCCUGAUCCAUGGCCAGAGGAUGACACAAUGGAAUGUCAGGUCUCCUUGAAGAGAGUCGCUGACGUCACGCAGGGGCCAGGAGGAGAGGGUAUGGCUCAAACCCAUCUUGAUGUGUGUGGAGAGGCCCAUGAAAACCUGGACUCUUGUGUGAAAGUGAAGGAAGAGAUACUGGAGGAGGAAGCUGACAUGGAGGACCAACGCCAGCACUUCCAUCAGUUUUGUUACCAGGAUGCUGAUGGGCUGCAAGAGGUAUUCAGAUGACUUCAGAAACUUAGGGAAGGGGGAUAGCUCACUAGAGGAGCAUCUGCCUUGCAUUCAGAAGGUCCCAGGUUCAAUCUCUGGCAUCUCCAGGCAGGGCUAGGAAAGAAACUCACCUGAAACCCUGGAGAGCCAGUCAGUGUAGACAUUAGUGAGCUAGAUGGACCAAUGAUCUGGCUCAGUACAAGGCAGCUUCCUCUGGGCUAUCUGUAGAUGUGGAGAAGAGUAGAUGCCAAGGGGAAGAUCUCAAGAGCUGCUGAUUCUAGAGCAGGUGCCAAUGGGUGAUGUCAGGGCAGCCAGGUGCUUGGGUCUGGUGGCUAUCAGCUAGAUGGGUGGUGGUGGUGGUGGAGAGAAGCAGUGUGGUCUGCUGUGCUUUCAAGAGCCAAGAGCGAUUUGCUCUGUGGAAAUCGGCAGCUGCAGCUUCCUUGGUUUCAUGGCAUGGAAAUGAACCUUCUGCUAAUUGCUGCAGAUAAACUGCUGCGUAAAGGCACAGGGGCUGUUUGAACCUUGACAGAGCCCCAAACUGGCAAAUACCUGGGUCAGACAGGCAGGUUGUCUAUCUGGAGAGCUGUGAUGCAUCCCUGACCACUGGCCAUCCUGUUGCCCUAGGAAAGAUAGACCUGCACACAACCUGGAGAUACCUACGACAUUUCCUGCCUUCGCAACUUUAGACGGGUUGGGGGAAUUGAGCCUCUUUAUCUUUUCUUCUGUUGAGCUGGCUAGCUUGGCAAGGGGGAGCUAAAUGUAGAGGGAGUGGAAAGCAGACCAAAGCAUUAAUCCUUGCAAGCAUUUUGUUGUGCCUUAACCAUGUCUCCAUUUUCUGUUUCAGGCGCCAGGGCCCCUUGAUGUUGUGACUGUAAAAUCCCCGAAAUCGGAGGAAGAUCCAUUGGACAUUGUAAAGUUGCAGCUCCCCCUGGAGGUCAAGCAAGAAUAUGACUGGGAGGCAAGCUCAGCGGGUAAGGAUUUGAAGCAGGGGUAGCUCAACCAGCCUAAAUACCUCUCUGAGAUCUUCUUGAAGCCUCUGUAGAUAGUGCAAGAUGUUAUAUGCCAGCAGCGGUUUGCAAACAAUAAUGACGAUGAUCUCAAUUCUCCAACAAUAAAAAUAGUCUUCUCUGGCGAUCACUCAUAGCUGAGAGAGAUUGUCUUCCAUGAACACGGUCUUAACAGUGAGUCCAUAAGUGACUGUGGAGGCCAAUUCUGGAUCCACACGUCCUUUCUGGGUGGGAGUUGAUCACGGUGAGGGUUUGCCAAAUGUUCCUUCAUCUUAACACGUUUCUCAGCAGUAAUCAUAAUAUAAUUGAUAAUCUCAGUUCUUCAGGUACUGAUUAUUUAGGUAGCCAAAAUGGCACCAUCCACACACAAGGGGAAAGUGUCUGUGAACUUGGGCCUGACCCUGAAGAUUUGAAGAACUAUUGGGGGAGGGAAUCUAAAUGUGAAGAUAGCUCAGUUUGUUAGACCAUGAUGCUGAUAAUGCCAAGGUUGCCAGUUCAAUCCCCAUUUGGGAGAGUGGCAUAUUCCUGUAUUGCAGGGGGUUGGACUAGAUGAUCCAUAGGGUCCCUUCCAACUCUACAAUUUGAUGAUAUUAUGUGUGUGGGGUGUGUGGAAUUCCCAAACCGCCUAAUGAGGACUGAGCCAUGGUCAUGGAAAGUUUAUUGAUCGUGCGGGGUGGAAGGGGGGUGGAUUGGGGUGACUAGAAUCCUGAAAGGGAGUACUCUGAGUUGCUACAUUAUGUUGCAUGAUUUAUGAGUUCUUACGAUACUUUAAAUAAAUAAGUGGGUCUCUUUCGUUUCAGAAUAUGAUGGUCAGGUACUGAAGAACGAGGAAGAGACCUUUGAGCCGGAAAAACCUGGGGACAUGGAUGCCUGUGGCACACCGUUGGAAAGAGCUGAAGGAAUGUUUUUCUGGGGGCCUGGGAUGGAAGAAAAGUCUGGAAGUCAACAGGGGGUAGACUGGCACUUGGGGAAGAGCAUAAAGCAAGGCUUCCUGUAUGGGGAAGGGGGCCAAAACUUUUAUGAAACGACCUUCCCAUUUAGGAAAAAGACGAGUUCCAACAGUGGACAGCAAUGUCACCUGGACAUUGAUCUGCCUGAGGGUCAGCAAAUACGAGCAAAAGAUAAACUGCAUAAAUACACGCACUGCGGAAAAAUCUCUAAUAGCAGCAAAGCAUCUCUGCUUCCCCACGAGAGGAUCCCCGCCGGAGGGAAAGCAUACAUCUGCUCUGAGUGCGGGAAAAGCUUCAGCUGGAGAACAAACCUUGUUAAACACAAGAGAAUCCACACGGGGGAGAAGCCGUACAAGUGCCCGAGUUGUGGCAAAAGCUUCAAUGCAAAAUCCACCCUGAUCAAACACGAGCGUUCACACACAGGGGAGAAGCCGUACGAGUGUACAGAGUGCGGAAAAGCCUUUGGCGAAAAGGGGAUACUUGUUAAGCACCUGAGAAUCCACACGGGAGAAAAGCCCCACAAAUGUUCAGACUGCGGCAAGAGCUUUAUCGAGAGGGGCGCCCUCAUUAAACACGAGAGAACCCACACGGGAGAGAAGCCCUACGAAUGUCCUGACUGCGGGAAAACCUUCAGGAUCAGCUGCCACCUUAAACUCCACAAGAGGACGCACACCGGCGAGAAGCCGCACAAGUGCUCCGAUUGCGGCAAAGGCUUCAGCGAGAGAGCCUCUCUGGUGAAACACGAGAGGACCCACACGGGAGAGAAGCCGUACGAGUGCUCCGAGUGCGGGAAAAGCUUCCGGAUCAGCUUCCAGCUCGUGAUUCACAAAAGGACCCACACGGGUGAGAAACCGCAUGAGUGCUCCGACUGUGGCAACAGCUUCAGGGAAAUCGCCUCCCUUAUCAAACACAAGAGAACGCACACGGGAGAGAAGCCUUACGAGUGCACCGAGUGCGGGAAGAGCUUCAGGACCAGCUUCCAGCUGAAGACCCAUAGAAGGACGCACACUGGAGAGAAGCCGUAUCACUGCCUGGACUGCGGGCAAAGCUUCAGCCAGAGAUCACGCCUCGUCAUACACGAGAGGACCCACACCGGGGAGAGACCGUACGGCUGCUCCGAGUGCGGGAAAAGCUUCGUCUCCAGCUCUCACCUUCGGAAACACACCAUCGUGCACACGGGAGAGAAGCCCCACCGAUGCUCGUACUGUGAAAAAAGCUUCAGUAAGAAAUCCAACCUUGUUGUGCACGAGAGGAUCCACACGGGAGAAAAGCCGUACGAGUGCUUGGUGUGCGAGAAAAGGUUUUGUAGCUCCUCUGUUUUUCAUAGGCACAUGAAAAUCCACCCGGAAGAGGCAUCCUAGGGAUAUUCACGUCCUAAGGAAGAGUUUGGCAUAAGACCCAGAGAACUGAGGGGAACAUAAUGUAAUGUCACUGGAAUAGGGUAAUAAUGGAAAGGGAAACGUGUUUCAGGAACUGUCUGAAUAGCCACCCAUGGAUUUUUUGUUGUUGUUGUUCUCUGUCUGUCUUGGAACAGUGGCCAUAGCUCAGUGGUAGAGUAUGUCUUGCAUGCAGAGGAACCAAGGUUCAUUCUCUGGUAUUUCCAGGUAGUUCUGGAAAUCUGUCUGAAUCCCUGGAAAGCUGCUGCCAGUCAAUGUGGACAAUACUAAGUUAGAUGGGCCAAUGGUGAGUGAUUAGUGCAAUAAUACAGCUUCUUGUACAUGAUGCAUUCUCUUUUCCCCCCUGCUAUGGAAUAAAUGUAUGUUUUGAGGAUGGCACAUGAACAGCCAACAUUGCCUUACACAGAGUCUCAGUGUUUGCAGUUGCUCAUUGUGGGCCAGUGUGGUGUAGUGGUUAAGAGUGGUGUACUUGUAAUCUGGUGAACCGGGUUCGCUUCCCCACUCCUCCACAUGCACCUGCUGGAUGACCUUGGGCUAGUCACACUUCUCUGAAGUCUCUCAGCCCCACUCACCUCACAGAGUGUUUGUUGUGGGGGAGGAAGGGAAAGGAGAAUGUGAGCCGCUUUGAGGCUCCUUCUGGUAGUGAUAAAGCGGGAUAUCAAAUCCAAACUCUUCUUCUCAUUGGCUCUGGGUCUGUAGUCUAACAGGUGUAGAGUGAUUUAGAUGGGAGAGGAGAACAUUUCGAAUUUCUGCAGUGGUAUCCUUGAAGACCUACAGCCGUUCUGAACUCCCUACAUAAUACCAGUCACUCCUCCCAGUCUGUGGUCAACAGCUAUUUUAAACCUUUACCUGUUCAGAUGUAACCACUGGGGUUUUUCAUGAUGGCUGGGGGUAAUGGUGUAGAAUUGGAAAUUACAGUACAGAAAACAUCCUUGGAACUCCAAACUGCACUGGAGCCUUCAUAAAGUUGGCGCCAUCCAGCUGCGCUGACUGGGGCUGAUGAGUUGUAACCCAAAACAUCUGACACCAGGUUGAAAAAGGCUGUUCUGGAUACAGUGGUACCUCGGAAGUCAAACGGAAUCCGUUCCGGGAGUCCGUUCAACUUCCAAAACAUUUGGAAACCAUCCAUCAGAAGCCGUGGAA
Molecule: messenger RNA, 7089 nt
Organism: Podarcis lilfordi (Lilford's wall lizard)
Lineage: Eukaryota; Metazoa; Chordata; Lepidosauria; Squamata; Lacertidae
Source: the annotation of a GenBank genome assembly